AUGCAAAAGGGACUGACUGGGCCCAAAUUGAGCUGGGAUGAUAGACAGAAAAAUCUGAUCGAAUGGUUGAGCACAUGCGAGGAGUUUAGAGUCAACAAAAGUGUUUUUUUGCGGGACGAUUCAAAAUCGGGAAGAGGAUUAUAUUUGAAAUCUGGAAAAAUAAGAAAAGAUGAAAUUGUUGUGUCUAUACCGAGCGAACGCCAACUGAAUUUUAAUACUGUUUCUUAUCACAUCUCCAAAUUUAAUCCUGCUGUAUCUUUUGACGGUAUUGACUCCCAAGAUUUGAAACCACCAGUUGACAAAGACGACCCUAGGUUCACACUAUACAAUGUGCUCGACAACGAGGUGCUCGGAAACUUAAGCUCUUUUCAACUGCUUUCUCUGUACAUUUUAUUCGAGUGGAAAAUGCUUCCUUGCUGGAAUACUGUUUCAUUUUGGAAGCCCUUUUUCGACGUUUUCCCAACUUUUGACGAGCUUAAUUCGAUCCCUGCCCUUUGGAUCCUUGAUCCAAGAUCUAAAAAUCAAGAACUAUUUGACUUACUUCCUUCUUCAUCCAAAGCUCAUGCCAAAAGAAUAGCGAGUCAAGUCGAAGAUGAUUGGCUUGUGAUCAAGUCCUUUGUAGAAAUUUGGCGGACUGCAAUUGCCGAAGAACAUCGUCCUGCAAUGGAGGCCCUUUACCAAUGUUUUUCACACAUCUAUUUCAUCAUUAAUUCAAGGUGCUUGUAUAUUAAUGUUCCACUAAAAGACAAUGUUGAGGAUAAGUUUACCAUGGUUCCCUUCGUUGACUUUUUAAACCAUGACUCUGAUUCUGACGUCUACUGCACACCCUACGUGAAUAGCUUGAGGCGAGGUAAGUAUGGUUUGGGAACAUUCAGCAUUGUGGGGGGAAGCCACGAGUAUAAUCAAGUAGGUGAAGAAGUUCUCUUGAAUUAUGGUCCGCACUCAAAUGACUUCUUGCUGAACGAGUACGGCUUCACACUAGCGGAAAAUAAGUGGAAUUACAUAGAUGUCUCUCCCCAGGUUGAGUGUGUGAUAAGCGAUCCGUGCGUGCAAAAGUUCCUCGCAGAAAAAGGAUUUUGGGGCGAAUACACGAUUUCCAAAAGCGACGUAAGCUUCCGUUUAAUUGUGGCGUUUGCCGCCAAGGUUUGUCCUGAUUUGCGAAAAGUUGAAAAACUCAUGUUCGGUUACUUGACUGAGGCAUCAUUCAAUCCUCAACUACAAAGUUUACUCGAGGAAUUUUUAUCCUCACUUUUGAAGACAACGCAGUCCAGGAUCAGGUCAAUUGGGCGCAAUAUUGGCUCUGGUGACAUAUCUGUAUACAACGUUAUGAAUAUUUAUGAAGGAUAUUCGAAAAUUUUGCAGCAUCAUCUGACAGAUAGCCCGUAA
This is a messenger RNA of Lachancea nothofagi CBS 11611, 1386 nucleotides long. The record is from the annotation of a GenBank genome assembly. Lineage: Eukaryota; Fungi; Ascomycota; Saccharomycetes; Saccharomycetales; Saccharomycetaceae.